Dermacentor silvarum is the source of this 994-nucleotide messenger RNA. RefSeq lists its product as uncharacterized. Bases 61 to 939 code for a protein of 292 amino acids. The transcript has 7 exons. Lineage: Eukaryota; Metazoa; Arthropoda; Arachnida; Ixodida; Ixodidae. The record is from RefSeq and is a predicted model, not a curated record.
UUGCAAGUCGACCUGGCAGGUGACGGGCGCUGUGACUCUCCAGGCUACAGUGCCAAGUACAUGACAUACAGUGUGCUUUCUAUGCAGAAUGGCUGCAUUUUGCACACAGAACAAGUGCAAGUUGGAGAGUCGCCUGAAGUCCCUAACAGUGUUUCUAUGGAAAAACAAGGGCUUGCCAAGUGCUUGAUGGGUGUCGAGAAGCUGGGCAUCAGGAUACGUUCGCUGACAACAGACCGACAUCCUGGUGUCAACCGGUACUGCCGCGUGGAGAAGCCAGAGAUUAAGCACUGGUUUGAUACUUGGCAUGUUGCUAAAGGUCUGAAAAAAAAGCUCCUGGCUGCUAGCCGCACACAUCAAGUUAUCACACCUUGGAUCCAAAGCAUCCUAAACCACCUCUACUGGGUGGCUGCCAUGGGCCAAGGUGAUGGUGAGCUUGUCAUCAGCAUGUGGAGAAGCCUGCUCAACCACGUGUGCAACAAACACGAUGGCCAUGAUGGGCCCUACAAAAAAUGCCUCCAUGACUCCCUUGACGACAGGGAAUGGUUGAGACCAGCAUCACCUGCAUUUCUUCGUCUCAAAACCAUUGUCGACAAUGCGAGACUACUGAAGGAUAUCCGCCGGCUCUCUCCUGAGGUGCAAACGUUUUCAUUGGAGUCCUUCCACAGCGUGCUGAAUCGGUUUGCUCCAAAGUCCAAUGCCUUCUCAGUGGACGGAAUGCAAGAGAGAACGAGGCUCGCUGUGCUGCACUUCAACGAGAAUGCUGCACGGCACCAAGCACUCACUCAGGAUGGAGAGCAGCGGUGGAAGAUUAAAUCUUCCAAGGCAAGGCGAGGCCACUUCACUGUGACUACAGUGAAAGAGGACCCAAGCUACGAACGGAAGAUCCAUCAGCUGUGUUCCACAUCUAGGCCAGCAGACUGCCCCACGAGCAACACAUGACCCAAGACUAUAUAUUGUCCUUGCAAAUAAAUUGCGCCUUUUUUGGUCCAUGCUA